AUGGAUCAAUUGUUUAAUCAAACGUUUAUUCUAUGGCGAUCUACUCCUCUGAUACAAUUCGCGAAAAAGACCCGACAAGAACUUGUGAAUAGUUUGGCACUUUUUCUAUCUGAUGCAGUAGAUAUGGUGAUAGGUGAUGGUGUAGGAGAACCAAAUCCAACUCGUAAUAUACUUCUUGAUAUUGAUUUUGAAUAUAUGAAAAUCAAUGGUUGGGAUAGUGUGGAUAAAACAAGUUUACCUAUUGACUUUCAAAUUAAAAUAUGGUAUAAAAAUCGACAAAAUCCUACCAAACAUCAGAUCUAUUUAUUACCGGCAACUGUACCUCGUAAUAACAAUAACAAUAAUGGUAAUGAUCCUAUGCUCGAUGCAAAAGACUAUCCUUUAAUCUUGACUAGAUUCAAUAACAAACAAAUGGCGGAUAUUGUACAACAAUGGCUUCAAACGGAAUUUGGUUGUCAUAUUACAAAGUUUCAUACUUCAGGCGGUAUCAUGAAAGCUCUGGUGGAUUGGUGGACUAGUUCACUUAUCAAGAAAUAUGACUUUGAAGCAAAUGAAACUUUACCUCCUCAAUAUGCUCUGGAGUUGACUUAUAAUCUCUCAUUUUCCGAACAACUAUCAUCUAUCACUAUUAAUGUAUCCAUGGAAGAACUUCGAAAAAUGCAAAAUUUAUUACAAAAAACAGACCUCACUAUGAUGGAAUUACUUGAAGAACAUCUUUAUGACACUCUUCGUAUCAAAAUUGAUUAUUGUACACUAUCAUGCGUUGGAACUCCUGUUGCUUAUAUUUCUAAUAAUAGUCAAAUGAAGUUAUUGACAAAUGGAGGUUCAAGAACUCAAUAUUUAGAAUUUCUUUCCGAACUUUGUGAUUUAGCCGGUACUACUUUUUAG
Messenger RNA from Halteromyces radiatus, 888 nucleotides. RefSeq lists its product as uncharacterized. Bases 1 to 888 code for a protein of 295 amino acids. NCBI's taxonomy places the organism in Eukaryota, Fungi, Mucoromycota, Mucoromycetes, Mucorales, Cunninghamellaceae. The record is from RefSeq and is a predicted model, not a curated record. The transcript is spliced from 5 exons.